AUGACUCGCGCCGCCCGGCGCCUCCCGACGUCGUCUUCCCCACGCCCGUCGCCGGAGCGCCUUCGCCGGACCUCCCCGCCGGACUGCCUCCCCUCCGGCGCAUGUCUCCGACCUCCACCUCGUGCCCCGCUGCCCUUUCCCUACCGGCCCCGUGAGCACGCGCCCCUCCCUCCUCUCUCUGCCGUGACGCGCGCCCGCUCCGCCAUGGCCGCGCCCUCUCCCCCGGCCUCAAAUCCUCUUCUCUUCCCCGUUCGGUCACCGCGGCCACUACUGCCGCCCGCGCUCCCGACGCUGUGCUACCCGCGCCCGUCCCGCGGUUGCCAGCGCCCGACUCCGUUCACGCGCCCUAGCCGGUGCCAGGGACUAGUCGGGCUGCGCUCGCCCCGUCCCCAUGGUGGCCUCGCCCCACUGCGCCACUCGGAGAUCCCCGCACCUUGCCUGCUCGCCGUGGCCACGCUCCGGUGA
This is a messenger RNA of Aegilops tauschii subsp. strangulata, 465 nucleotides long. The record is from RefSeq and is a predicted model, not a curated record. NCBI's taxonomy places the organism in Eukaryota, Viridiplantae, Streptophyta, Magnoliopsida, Poales, Poaceae.